GGGCACAGGUGGGUGGCACUGGUGGGCACAGGUGGGUGGCACUGGUGGGCACAGGUGGGUGCACUGCUGAGCACAGGUGGGGGCACUGCUGGGCACAGGUGGGUGCACUGCUGGGCACAGGUGGGCGCACUGCUGGGCACAGGUGGGUGCAUUGCUGGGCACAGGUGGGCGGAACUUGUGUGUGGCACUGCUGAGCACCGAUCAUCAGGGCACUGAUGAUCAGUGACCCUGAUGAUCGGUGCCGUUCCCUGCUCUGACAACUGCCGGUUUUCGGCAGUACUUUUCUCACGAUCUGACAGCGCGAGGAAAGUGCAGCCGAGAACCGGCAUUUGCAU
Staurois parvus is the source of this 335-nucleotide messenger RNA. The record is from the annotation of a GenBank genome assembly. NCBI's taxonomy places the organism in Eukaryota, Metazoa, Chordata, Amphibia, Anura, Ranidae.